Messenger RNA from Bactrocera dorsalis (oriental fruit fly), 9803 nucleotides. It is a transcript of the gene eag, whose product is annotated as potassium voltage-gated channel protein eag. The record is from RefSeq and is a predicted model, not a curated record. The transcript is spliced from 18 exons. The coding region runs from base 363 to 4298 and encodes 1311 amino acids. Lineage: Eukaryota; Metazoa; Arthropoda; Insecta; Diptera; Tephritidae. Gene Ontology annotation, cellular component: membrane. Gene Ontology annotation, biological process: regulation of membrane potential; potassium ion transmembrane transport. Gene Ontology annotation, molecular function: voltage-gated potassium channel activity.
UUUUAGGUGCGUAACCAAGUGCAACGUUGUGUCGCUACAACGGCGCGGACAAUGUGUGUGCGUGUGUGUGGGGAUAAACGUUUUUGAAAAGUUACCAACAACAACAACAACAAAAAUAUUUAGUUUAUGUCCAAAGCGUAUAGUAUUGAGAAAUCGUAGAAAAAAUUCAAAUUCGGUCGAACUUUGUGCAAAAGAGAGUGUGAAAAUGUGAAUUUAUACGCGUUGUCUGCGCUAAAACGCCUAAAAGUAGACCAGCUCUAGCUCUAGUGAAAAAUUGUGGUCGUAAUUGGAAACGUGUAUUCAACGAAAGGGAAAAUUUGCGAAAAUCGCAACGGUAAAGGUACGCAAACAACGCAAGCAAAAUGCCUGGCGGACGUCGAGGACUUGUUGCACCGCAGAACACAUUCCUGGAGAACAUCAUACGGCGCUCGAACUCACAACCGGACAGUUCGUUUCUAUUGGCCAACGCACAGAUUGUGGAUUUUCCGAUUGUUUAUUGCAAUGAGUCCUUUUGCAAGAUUAGCGGCUAUAAUCGUGCUGAAGUCAUGCAGAAGUCGUGCAGAUGCGGCUUCAUGUAUGGCGAGCUGACAGACAAGGAAACGGUGGCGCGGCUGGAGUUCACAUUGGAGAAUCAGCAGCAAGAUCAAUUCGAAAUUCUACUCUACAAAAAGAACAAUGCUCAAUGCGGCUGUACGAUGUCGAAGUAUGGAAAGUCGCAACCAGGUACAAAACGCCCGGUUGACUCAAAGCUGCAGCAGCUAAUAAAAAAUGGCAAAUUAGAAACUCCGCUAUGGCUGCUGUUGCAGGUUGCGCCCAUACGCAACGAAAGGGAUUUGGUUGUGUUAUUUCUGCUAACAUUCCGGGACAUCACGGCACUGAAGCAGCCGAUCGACAGCGAGGACACAAAGGGUGUUUUAGGUUUAUCGAAAUUCGCCAAACUGGCGCGUUCGGUGACACGAAGCCGUCAAUUCAGCGCACAUCUGCCAACACUAAAGGAUCCAACGAAGCAAUCCAAUCUGGCGCAUAUGAUGUCACUCAGCGCCGAUAUUAUGCCACAAUACAGACAAGAAGCGCCUAAGACGCCGCCACACAUUCUUUUGCAUUAUUGUGCAUUUAAAGCAAUUUGGGAUUGGGUGAUAUUAUGUUUAACAUUUUAUACCGCCAUUAUGGUGCCAUAUAAUGUAGCUUUUAAAAACAAAACUUCAGAAGAUGUUUCAUUACUCGUCGUUGAUUCCAUUGUAGAUGUUAUAUUCUUUAUAGAUAUCGUUUUAAAUUUCCACACAACGUUCGUGGGCCCCGGCGGCGAGGUCGUCAGCGACCCCAAAGUGAUACGCAUGAACUACCUAAAGUCCUGGUUCAUCAUCGAUCUGCUCAGCUGCCUGCCAUACGACGUCUUCAACGCUUUCGAUCGCGAUGAGGACGGUAUUGGCUCGCUCUUCAGUGCGCUGAAAGUGGUGCGUCUGCUGCGACUGGGGCGCGUGGUGCGCAAGCUAGACCGCUAUCUGGAAUAUGGCGCCGCCAUGCUCAUACUGCUGCUCUGUUUCUACAUGCUGGUGGCGCAUUGGCUGGCCUGCAUCUGGUACUCGAUCGGCCGCAGCGAUGCCGACAAUGGAGUAAGUGUGAUACAGUACAGUUGGCUGUGGAAGCUGGCCAACGUGACGCAAUCGCCAUACUCGUACAUCUGGAGCAACGACACCGGACCGGAACUGAUAAAUGGUCCGUCGCGCAAGAGUAUGUAUGUGACGGCGCUGUACUUCACCAUGACAUGCAUGACUUCGGUGGGGUUCGGCAAUGUGGCCGCCGAGACGGACAACGAGAAGGUGUUCACCAUCUGCAUGAUGAUUAUUGCAGCGCUGCUGUACGCGACGAUAUUCGGUCACGUGACGACCAUCAUCCAGCAGAUGACCUCAGCGACGGCGAAGUACCACGACAUGUUGAAUAAUGUGCGCGAGUUCAUGAAGUUGCACGAGGUGCCGAAGGCGCUCAGCGAACGCGUCAUGGAUUAUGUGGUCUCCACGUGGGCCAUGACCAAAGGCUUGGACACCGAAAAGGUACUAAACUAUUGUCCGAAAGAUAUGAAGGCUGACAUUUGUGUUCAUCUAAAUCGCAAAGUAUUUAACGAGCAUCCAGCAUUUCGUCUUGCCUCGGAUGGUUGUCUGCGCGCGCUAGCCAUGCACUUCAUGAUGUCGCACUCGGCGCCUGGAGAUCUGCUCUACCACACCGGUGAGAGCAUCGACAGUUUGUGCUUCAUAGUGACCGGCAGUUUGGAGGUGAUACAGGACGAUGAAGUUGUGGCAAUAUUGGGUAAGGGCGACGUCUUCGGCGAUCAAUUCUGGAAGGAUUCGGCCGUUGGCCAGAGCGCUGCCAAUGUGCGCGCCCUAACCUAUUGUGAUUUGCAUGCCAUCAAGCGUGAUAAAUUGCUCGAAGUCCUCGAUUUCUAUUCGGCAUUUGCGAAUAGUUUUGCACGCAAUCUGGUGCUCACCUACAAUUUAAGACAUCGACUGAUUUUUCGCAAGGUGGCCGAUGUGAAGCGCGAGAAAGAAUUGGCCGAACGGCGUAAAAACGAACCUCAAUUGCCUCAAAAUCAAGACCAUCUGGUGCGUAAGAUAUUCUCGAAAUUCCGUCGUACGCCGCAGGUGCAAACCGGCUCCAAAGAGGUUGUCUCCGGCCAAAGUGAUGUGGAGAAGGGCGACGGCGACGCGGAUCGCACCAAGAAGUUGCCUGCUAAAUUAACCCUCACAGAGGACUCACGCAUCCUAACAACAGCUGCCGCACCCUCUCCAACGCCAUCACCCUCGCCCUCAUCGGGUCCACCAUCUGCGCGUAGUACGCGUGCUAGUAAAUGGGGGCGCCUUUUGGGCAGUUCAAGUGUCGAUUCGGCUAGCGAUACAAGCGCCAAGGUAGCAGUCUCGAGAAGUUUGAGCGCCCGCGAAAGUCUGCGUGAGAGCACUGCCCAAGCGCGGCAGAGCAGUACUUCGAGUAGUAAUGGUGGACAAGGCAAUAAAAGCGCCGAGUCCUUAGAGACGAGCUUACAAAUUAUCGAGUUGAGGGACCCGCUGACAACCGCAGCUGUGGCGGCAGCAGCCGCAAAGCGCGUCAAGAGUUUGGAAUCGCUGACUACCGCAACAGCGACUACUUCGUGGGUGGAACGCAAAUGGCGCCGCAUACGCAUACUGGAUGUUUUUCCUAAAGCUCCUAAACUACAGGCUAGUCAAGCGGCGCUCGCGCGCCAGGAUACAAUCGACGAAGGUGGAGAAAUUGAUGCCUCGCCUCCCAGUCGCGACACGCGGCUAGUUGGGGAAAGUGGCUCGGCAGCAGCAGCAGCAGCGGCUGCACUGGCAGCUAAAGAGCGCAACCUUGCAUUGGAGCGUGAAAGGCAAAUCGAAAUGGCUUCGUCACGCGCCACCACAUCGGACACUUACGACACAGGUUUGCGCGAACAGCCACCCACAAUGGCGCAACGCGAUUUGAUCGCAACCAUGUUGGAUUUAAAAGUCGAUGUACGUCUGGAAAUGCAGCGCAUGCAGCAACGCAUUGGACGCAUUGAGGACUUAUUAGGCGAGCUGAUGAAACGUUUACCAGCACAUGAAUCGUCGGGUCAAACAACGCCAGCUGAUGAGCUCGGACCCAGUAGUGGCGGUGGUAGCGCGCCUGGUGCGGCUGGUAGCACAGUCCUGACUACACGCAUUGGUGUGAUCGAUGGCGGCGGUGGCGGCACACACUCAACCGCGGUUACGCCAGCUGCGGACACUGUGAUAACAAUUUCAACGGUGCCGCCCACGCCACCCAUUAGCACAAGCGCCGCCUCGGGUGUAGUGGUACAGAUCGGCGGUGUAGGUGGUGGCGGCGCAGGAGGCGUUGGUGUGCCUACAACUACGACGUCCGCAACCGUGGCGGUAGGCGCAGGCUCCACGCCCAUUCCACAAACACUGAGCCUGCUUAGCCCAGCACAGAUGGGGUCAGCGGCGACACAAGGCGGCAAUGGACUGGGACCGCUAAUGCUGAAAAAACGGCGUUCGAAGAGCAGGAAGGCACCAGCGCCUCCCAAGCAGCCAUCACAUGUACAGAGUCCAGAGCAGCAACGUUUGCUGGAAGAGGAACCCAUUGUGACGCCCACAACGGUAGUGCCGGUGACGGCGCCAGCAGUAACAACGCCAACAACAGCCACAUCGAGCAGCGCAGCCACUUCGCCCACAACGGCCGGACCGUCGUCGCUGGGCGGAGGUGGCAACACCAGCGGCACAUCUAGCGGCAGCGGCAGUGGCGGUGGUGGACGCAGCAAACGUGAAUUUCUCUAGCCCAAGAUAUUGGUGCGCCAUCAAUCGGACACUGGCAGUAGCUUCGAGCAAUAAAACGGCGAAUAAAGCAGACUGCGCAAGGCGAUGGCGUACAGCUGAAGGAAGCUGCGGAACGCUUCAUGUUCAUUUUAGGCUGCUGCGGCUUUUGCUGGACUAAGUUUUAGCAUAACAUAACAUAAGAUGUAUAAAUUAAUGUUUUUCAGUAAUUAAAUUUUCUGUCAACUAGCGUAUAGAAGCUUUCGAAAGCUUAAAAUUUAGAGCGCUAAAUUGCGAACUGCGACACGCAAAGCAUUUUGAAGCGUCGAGCAGAAAAAUAUUUGUGAUAACCAACCAGAUAUUAUGACUAUGAAAAAUUAUAAAAACAAAAACAAGCUAUAAAAAUUAAAUGUCAGCUAGUUAAAAGCAACAACAAGACCAGUUAUAAGCCGCUUAGAAAAUUUGUAAAUUUAUUUGUAAAUAUGUAUUACAAAGCGAGUCCAAAUGCUCGCCUGUUGAAGCUGUGUAGAUAUAUAAUAUGCAUAAAUAGAUUAUACAUGCCAGACAGAGGCGGAGACGAAGAGGAAGACGGAGGCCUAGGCCAAAACGUCUUGCAGUACAGUCAUAAAUAACUAUAGAUUAAUUAUAGAUACUUAACGACGACAGCAGAAAUACUUCGCUUGCUGAAGCUCCUUGCCUUUUUGAGGAAUUGAAUACCCACUAAUUUGCAAAAAAAAAAAAAACAAACUCGAUUUCAUUUUCUACUGCUACUUGGCUAUGUAAUCUUACCGAACCACUUUUUUCUGCUUUUGUGGCAAUAUUUUAUUUCAGCUAAUCUUAUUUUGGGAACGAGGCAAACUUUGCAAGCUUAAAACAACGCAAUACAAAGCCUAUAGCAAAUUUUCAGCUUAAAGCGCUCAACAGCAAUCCAACCUUUUUAAUCUGGUUUUAUACACAUUCUUUAUUAAAAACAGUUCAAACAUUUUGGAAAACAUACGAGGCGUAGGUCCACAAGUGACAUAAUAUAAUAAAUUUCAAACAUCGAAAACUGUUAUUGAAAGCUUUUGAAAAGCUCACAAUGCAAUUACAAAAAAUUUAAGCUUUGCGAGCCUUUAGAAAAAUACUCAGAAGAAUGGAAAAUAUCAGACUUUUCGCUUAUGGAAAUACAGCAACAAAGUGUUGACAUCAGGCAAAAAGCUCCUUAAGGCUUUCUGCAAGAAAACUAAGAUUUGUUAUUUGCUAUUUCUAGCCCUCACUUUACUCAAUUUUGUUGCUUCAUUUCGUUCAAUUUAAUUACUCUACUUUGCCAGAUAUCCUGCUGGCUUGGCUAUGUAGUCUUUCUUUUAAGCGAAGCCGAUCUUUGUCGGUUAAUAAGGCGUACACAAUGUUGCCAUAUGUUAUUUUUUCAUCUGAGUUUUAAGAACGAGAAUAUUGCAUAAUUAACUGCCACACAAAACAAAGCGAACAUUUUAAGAGAACGCAAAAUUACAAGCAGAGAAAAUACAAUUUAAUGAAUAUAAAAAGAAAUACAAAAAAUAUGCAAACUUUGUACUACAGUUUUCAUUUAGAAACCCGUCCUACAAAUGGAGAACACACAGAAUCAAACUGAGAACAAAUUUAAGCAAACAAAAACAACAAAGACAACGGUACUGAUUAUUAAGUAAAUAAAAUAUUAAUGUUGAAAGUUAUUUACAAACAAAGCAAAUAGGAAAAUUAAAAACAACUACAACAAAAAUUAAGCAAUAAAUGCAAAACUAAUGCUCCAUUAAAAUAACUUAAGUAAUUAUAGUAAUAAUAAACUAAAUUAAGUUCUACACAAGCAGAGCAGAAAACACAAUUAAAAUACAAUAUUUAACCGUUAAACAAAAUGAACAACAACCAAACGACAAUCGAAUUACAAAAGCAAAAUAAAAUAAUUUUUUCUCAACUUUACUGUAAAUACUUAGAGGUGGCAACACGCCACUUUUGUAUAUACACAUACCCACAAACGAAGUUGGUGCAAAAGGAGGUGACUUUCAAUUGAUAGAAUUCGAGCUACAAAGGGUUUAAAAGCUUCUUCUGAAACUUAAUUUACUCAAAGUAGUCAGAACAGGCGCGUCAGUUUACCAGGAUAGAUGAGAUUAGAAGAUCUAGUAGCCUGACGAUAUCAAGGGAGAAAUUCGAAGAAGUUAAGAACAAAGACAUAAUGCGGUUGUCUGCAGUUCUGAAUACUGAACCUCAAUUUCUCUAACACAGACGAUACAGAAAACCCCUUAAGGCGCUAUACUAGUGUAACCCAUGAAAAAUUAGUCAAUUUUCGUGAAUUUUUUUAACAGAAAGUGCUCGAUAAAAUGUUUCGAAGUUCUUUGGACAUAAUAAGGUAUAUUUUCAGCUAAAUUCUAAGAUUUUUGUUUUUACAAAAAUAUUGAAAAAUAACGGAAUUAUGUGCUGUCUUCUGAGGUCCCUAGAAAACAGGUCCUCAACUGCUGACAUAAUUCCGGCCGAAUGAGUUACUAUACCAAAUAAAUUCAAAAAGAUUAUUAAAGAUUAUUAAAGCUGAAGGUAUUUCCUAUACAACGACCAACGAUUUUUGAAAAAUAUGAAAAAGUAACAAAAUGGUGAUGUUCAGAAAACAAGUGUCGUUUUAUAGGUAAUAAAAUUGACAAUUUUCAACCAAACAGAAAGAUCGUAUGUCAUUAUAUUGUAAAUAUAUUCAAGAAUACUCAGUUUCAAUUUGAUUGGUCAAUUUCUCCUUGGGUUAGGAUGUCAGCAAUUUUGAAAAAAGUCGAUCCGUGAAAAAGGCGUUUGAAGUUCCAACUAUCCGAUUUAUAACUGCAAGCAGUCGCUUUUAAAAUGCUACCAUUCAAAAAAAUUUCAGGAUACGACUUUACCGAUUUUACAGGAAUUUUUGAAAAUAUAAACUAUCGAAAAAGCGAAAAAAGAAUCGAAUUUUUGAAAGUCUCACACUGGUACAGCCCCUUAAUUUAACUAAGUGUGAACAAGUGGAACACGAAACUUUGCUGGAAGUGCUUCGCUAAUGUAGUCUUAGUGUGGUUUUUUAGUUCGGUAAAAGCUUGAGCCUUCAUACGACUACUUGCUCUUUCCGGUAAGGAAAUAUAGUGAAGAAAAAUUAUCUAUUUUGUAAGAGAGUCACCUUUCUUUGGCCACACCGCACACCUAUGUACGUAUAAUUGCCCCCAACAAACACAAAUGCUGCAAUAGAACACGCGCUUGCAAUGUAAAUAUAGGAGAGCAAGGGUUUGAAAGUUAGUUUUUGGAGCCUCGCAUGUCAUGGCAUAGCAUAAUAAAUACCAAAUAUUUGCAUAAUUAUAUAUGUGAUAUCGUUAAGACGUGACGCAAAUUGUGCGCGAGCGUAUAGCAAGCAAUUUGAGGCAUGUAUUUGAGGUUAUAAACAGUUAAAUGCAAAAGUUUUUCAUUUCAUUUAUGAAAUUAAGUUACCAACUUGAAUUGCAAUAAAUUUGUAGCUAAAUUUGUGCACUUCUUCACAUAGGCAUAUAAAAGCAACACAUUUUGUUUUAGCAAAAUUUCUAGCUUAAUAAAAUCUGUGGCAUGCAAGCCAGCGCCUUAGAUUGUGCUGCACUUGGUUGAUUGCCUGAAGCGGUUUCAAAGCAGAAAUAGUUACAACACUGAGUUCGAAUAUCUCAAAGUGCUCAUAUUUUAAAGAUAUCUCUUAGGACAACUGCGUACACCGACACACUCACAUAUACACAUACACAUAGGUGGCUUAGGUCUAAUAGAGCAAUAAGUAAAGAAAGUUAGGUAAAUUGUAAAGAAAAAUAUUGUUCGAUGGUUGUUUUAUAUUAUUAGAGGUUAAGGCGGCGCGGCAUAUUUCUUUGAGUACCUUUAAUAAUAACUAAUUAAUUGUAAGUUGUUGAAAAAAUUCACAUUUAGAUAUAACUAGAGGCUAAAUUUGUUAAACGUCUUUGUUACUGUACACAAAUUUGCAUAAGUCCAAGAAGAAAGUGAGAAAAUGUUGACAUUCAUGUUUGACUUGACACUGACUUAAAAGGUAUUGGCAUUUUUAAUUGGCAAAAAGUUAUACGCGGUUGGAAACACCUGCUACAUUUUUAAGUAGUGUUUUUAGACACUUAACAGGGUAUAUUAAGUUUGCCAGGAAGCUUGUAACACACAGAAGGAAACGUGAUAGACCCUACAAAUUAUGAAAAAUAACGAAUUUAAGGCUACUUUCUCAAUGUCUGGUUACCAGCCUUUCUGUCCAGUUAAUAGAGUUGUCCACUUAAUGAUUGUACUUAACAAAUAUCAACAAAUUGUGUGACCGGCCAAUGUGCAUGCUUAAUGGAGAUGUCCGCUUAAUAGAGCAUCCAUUUUAUAGAGUUUUCAUUGUAUUUUUUUUUAUUUAUGAAUUGUUUUCACUAUCCUAUCUUCUAAGUUGGUUCAAACUGGACACAAUACGCUAAAUUUUGUUAAAAUCGGUUGAGUAGCUUAGGAGUCCAUCGCGGACAAACAACGUGACACGUAAUAUUUAUAAAUAAAGAUGAAUGAUAAAUGUGUCAAACGGAUAUUUUUUGAGAUAACUAUCUGAAAGUCCGUACACGUCCUUUUCUCACUAAGAAUUUGCUCUUUUAUUAGAACAGCUGAUAUCAGACCACUGUAGCAUACAGCUGCCAUACAAACGGAACGAUCGGAAUCAAGUGCUUGUUUGGAAAGCUUUUUCUUGCAACUCAAAGUUCCUUUCUUUGCGGAGUGUCAUUUAUGAUGGAAAUAAUACAUAACUUUCAACUUGAUGCCCCUGCGCAGGAUUCCCCGCUAUGAUUUGCUCUAUAUUUCGGGUCUACACGAAUGCAAAGUCAAAAUGAACGUCUGUUAACGAUUUUAAUGUUGUGAUUUAUGUCUGAUCGUAUAUUUGACGCCUUCGAGAAAUAUUCUUCAGCGUUUUAAGUCUAGAUCAGUCAAAAUUUGUGCAACUAAUCUACGUUUUGGCAAAAUAUCUUUAUUAGAGCAUUACAAAUUCAUACACAUAGUGCAAAAUAUGUACCAAAAUACUAACAAACAUACCAACUAACAACAAUUUAUGUGAUUUUUGAAUAAUCUUCGAGAAUUUCGUUACCUGAGUAUAGUCAACACUGUGCUAAUUUGUUAUUAAUUUUUUAAUGAAAGAAUAUAUCUAUGUAUAAAUUGUUACAGAUGUGUUUACUCCCAACUAGGUUAGGCUAGAUGGCUGCUCCGCCAAGCUGGCUUGAUAACAUACUUAGACUGUAACAGUUUACUGUACUGUUGUACAGUUUUUUGUGCAGCCAGUUAGACUUACUACUCUAGUUGGAUAACAGCUAACGACUAAGCGCCUUGAGCCUAUCACAAAUCUGCUUAGGUGCUUUCUUUCUAAACCUUACUAACCCCAAAUAGGUUCUUGGAAAGUGUAUAUUUACUCACACUACAUAAAUAUAUUUGUACAAACGACAAGCAAUUCCAAUAUGGUAUUAAAUACAUACAUACACACAUCUAAUUUAAAAUAUUUAGCCUAAAUUAUUUGUAGUUGUAAAUUGAAAAUUAUACUUAAAACAAAGUAAA